CCAUGAUGGUGGGGCCGCCGUCAAGAAGGUUUCAUGAGGCCCAACGUGAACCAAGGAAGGCUUGAAGAAGGCCCUCGAGCGGAGAAGCUAGGCCCAGGCACUUCAUCACGAAUCAGCCUACACUGUGAUCUGCAGUGAAUCACAUGCAGUUUCGCCCAAGGAAUGAACCUUUCCUAAAAGGUUCAUCGAAUUGUCAGGCUCUUUCUCAGUUUAGUGCUACUGGCAGCGGCAUUGACGAAGAAGCCAUGGCUCGACUCGGUCGUAAGGCAUUUAGAAACCUCCAAGUUAAAGCUAGCACCAGCAUCUCGCAAGUGAUUAUGGCGAUGUGAAGUGACUCUUAGUGUAGCAGUUGUAGAGAAAUGUGUGUGUAGGGAGUUUAUUUUGAUGGAGGCGGGUGCAGUUUUGGAGGACCCUAGACAGCCGAGAACACCAGGUUCGAUUUUGUGAGCUGGGAGAGAUAGACAGACAGAUAGCCAGAUAGCCAGACAGAGAAGCCAAUAGACUGAAUCACAGGCAAACUCAUUGAGUAGCUAUCUCACAGACCGAUUUCAUUUUUGAAUGACCAUUGACUAACAAGAAGAUAGAGAAGCCCAGUUUGGGCUUGGUGGACAUUGAGAUCCAAGGGCAGCUCGUCGUUGCCAUCCGGCGAGUGAUUGACCUCGACAAGAUGAAGGUUCAUCGGAGUCUAGCGCUGACCAUAUUUGUUGCGGUGACAGUCAUAUGCGGGAUUUCAGUGCUCAUCUCUUGCAGCUUAGAUUUCCCUCCCAUAGUCUUGGCAAGAGGCUACUGGUACGAAGCUGGUGGCCUACAAACGUUCGAGGAGAGACAAAAUAUGUUAUCUCUCACCUGGCCGCACAACAGUUUAAAGGAGGCGAGUAGGAAUUUUUUGGACUGGAGGGAACGAUCGGCCGAAUGGUGGAGGAACAAUCUGAUCAAUCCUCAGGAUCCAAACUGGGAAGGUAGACACAGAUUACAUGACUCACUGAAGAAUGGGACGCUCUGGUACGAUGAAGAUUUGGAGAGAGCUUUUCUAUCGAGGCUGGAAGCUCAUCAGUUUCCCAAACGGUGCACAGACAAUCAUUGGAUUGCACACCGCACCCACGAUUCUGGUUUGUUGUCGUGUACACAUAUCAUCACUCCUGUUCUCAUGAUGGGGUUAAUGAAAGGGGAUGGCUACACAGUCGUGCCUAUCUCGAGACCACCCGGGAAGACGGGGCUUCCAACUUUUGACGGAUGCGGCGAAGACAAGGACAAGCACAUCGGAUGUUUUUUCAAUCUGACGAGCUGCAGAGUGGAGGAGGAUCCCUAUAGGACCGAGGUCAUGAACAAUCAGACCGCGAGAGGAUACAAGGGCGCUACGUGGGAUUCACUCUGGCAUGACAACACCACACGGCCAGGCGGCAUGACCAUCUUGAGAAGCUUCAUGUUCAGAUAUGAUGCACAAUCGCACAACGAUGCCUGGAGAAGGCCCAAGUUGCGUCUGUGGAACGAACUCCGGAAGGAAGGAGGAGCUGGAGUGCACAACAGAAGCGAGAGAGCCGUCGAUAAGCUAAGAGAUUCGCAGAUCGAUUUCGCUCUGCACGGAAUGAUGAGCGCCUGGAUGAUGAGACAGACAUCAGAUCGUGUUAAGAAAAUUGCCAACAAAAUCAUGUCCAGAUAUCAAGAUGAGAUGGAGAGGCCGCUUUGGAUGCCGCCCGUUCUUGCUCUUCACGUCCGGCAGACGGACAAAAAGUGGGAGGAUCCAUACUUCCAACAACACAAGAAGUACAGAAGCGUGGUUGACUACGUCGACCAGAUGAAAUCCAUGGAGGAGCAGUUCAAUUUUCGGUGGGAAUCGAUAUUCAUCAUCUCUGACUCUGGCUCUGCAAUUCAAUCUCUGGCCCAAGCACUCAACAACGUCACCGGACUCCCGGAUUCUAUGAACGGCCAAGAAGGAAAACGCUUCCUCAUGUACGACUGGACUUAUGACAACGCCCUGAUCGAGAGACUUGGUGGGCACACGAACAUCCCACCCGAGAUGAAGCACUCGGCCCAAGAGCAUUUUCUGGCCACCUUGUACAUUAUUCACAAGAUUGCGGACUAUGCCAUCGUACAGUACAGUUCAAAUGUAGGCAGAUUUUUGAGUGAGAUCAUCGGAGGUAGACACAGAUUGGCCAGCCCGGAUCACGUAGGCCCCAAUGCUUUCUCGGUGGAUGUUUUCUGGGUGCACAAUCGUUGAUUCAUCUUGUCAACGAGAAAUGCACAUGCAAUUGCUGCAAUUUUCUCCAGAUGAUUAAUUCUCCAUCGACUCAGGCUCCACGUUUAAUUGUUGCAGUGAUGACCUACACUAGGCCAAGAGUCACCAAGACAUACUCGCACAAAGAGGUAGGAAAAGAUUCACAUUAGCUUUGAAGCUUAAGAACCUAGAACGUUUUACAUGUACAUAGAGAGAAAGAAGAAUGUGGUGCUCACGCGCACCAUGUUAAGAAUUUUAUGAAUGCAGUGGUACCGGUAGCUGGAUGGAUCAAACCGAGCGUGGGUGAUGUUGACCCCAGACAGCGAUAAGAGGUAGAGAGCGUGGAACAUCUGGCCACACGUUCUUAGCCAUGAGUUUGAGUUUUGCUCGAUGUAUAUUGAUUGAUCCUGUUGUAAAGCACUUAUCUGGAUUUGGGAGAAGAACGCUACCCUACGUUUUGUAAUAAAUCAUCCUUCUGUCACGGGACGGCAGUUGAAAUUUC
Marchantia polymorpha subsp. ruderalis is the source of this 2717-nucleotide messenger RNA. The record is from the annotation of a GenBank genome assembly. NCBI's taxonomy places the organism in Eukaryota, Viridiplantae, Streptophyta, Marchantiopsida, Marchantiales, Marchantiaceae.